AAAUCAUUUUACCUCUCUCAAUCUUCUUCUUCUUCUUCUUGUGAGAGAGAGAUAGAAAGAAGGAACCCUAUCCCACGCCGACAACUCCAUGGAGAACAACGACGGAGCAAUGACUAACGGCGUCAUAGUCGAGCACACGUCAGCAAAAGGACCUCUCAACGCCGUGAAGAAACCACCGACCAAGGACCGGCACAGCAAAGUCGACGGGAGAGGGAGGAGAAUCCGUAUGCCGAUCAUAUGCGCGGCUCGAGUCUUCCAGCUGACCAGAGAGCUAGGCCACAAAUCCGACGGCCAGACCAUCGAGUGGCUCCUCCGUCAAGCCGAGCCUUCCAUCAUAGCCGCCACGGGAACUGGAACGACUCCCGCGAGUUUCUCCACCGCUUCUCUCUCCACCACUUCUUCCUCCCCCUUCACGCUCGGAAAGCGCGUGAGAGCCGAGGAGGGAGGAGAAUCAGGCCCCGGAGGUGGGGAGUUGACAGUUGGACCUACGAUGGGAGCUUCGGUAAUGAGUGGUGGUGGUGGGUUCUGGGCGGUUCCGGCGAGGCAGGAUUUCGGACAAGUGUGGAGCUUUGCCGCCGGAGCUACGCCGGAGAUGUUGUUUACGCAGCAGCAGCAAGCGGCUACGCUCUUUGUCCGCCAGCAGCAGCAACAACAACAGCAAGCUUCAGCAGCUGUAGCUGCAAUGGGUGAGGCUUCAGCAGCUAGAGUUGGGAACUAUCUACCGGGUCAUCAUCUCAAUCUGCUGGCUUCUUUGUCGGGUGGGAAUACCGGGUCGGGUCGGAGGGAAGAGGAUGACUCACGUUGAAAAAAAAGGUUUUCAUCUUUUGUGCUCUCUUUCUUUAGGGAUGAUUUGGGUAAUGUAUAGAAAAUUAUUAUUAAUGUCAUCUUAAGUGGUCAGAGACUACUUAGUUUGUGUUCUUUGUGCUCAAUUUUUAGUUAAUUUUAAGAUUAUUGCUUGUUUCAUUAGGGUUUUUAAGAAUAUUUGGUCUCGGAAUUGGUUUCAUUGAGUGAUAAGAGUGAGACAGUGAGAUGGAUUGAGUGAUUGUUGUUACUUAAAAACGCCAUAAAGAAGAGCAGAAAAAAGCUAUUUGUAACG
Molecule: messenger RNA, 1096 nt
Organism: Raphanus sativus (radish)
Lineage: Eukaryota; Viridiplantae; Streptophyta; Magnoliopsida; Brassicales; Brassicaceae
Product: transcription factor TCP21
Exons: 1
Coding region: 89-805 (238 amino acids)
Biological process (GO): regulation of circadian rhythm
Cellular component (GO): nucleus
Molecular function (GO): DNA-binding transcription factor activity; sequence-specific DNA binding
Source: RefSeq, a predicted model, not a curated record